Paramecium sonneborni is the source of this 1489-nucleotide messenger RNA. The record is from the annotation of a GenBank genome assembly. Lineage: Eukaryota; Ciliophora; Oligohymenophorea; Peniculida; Parameciidae.
AUUUUAUAUUCAUAUAAAUGUAGUAGGAGUUCAAGUUGCCAUAAAAAAUUAUUUAACUUUAUGCAAAAUAUUAGAAUAAAUCACAAAAAGUGAAAAAAUUUUAACUUUAAGAGCAUACAUUUAUGUUAGAAGACAAUUAUUCACCAGUUGAAAUUAGUAAAAAAUAAAUUGAUUUUAUAAAGUUGGAAGCGGUGCUUAUGGAUGUGUUAUUUAAGCUGAUGAUAAAAAUGCAAAGGUUGAAAAAGACAGACAGGUUGCUAUAAAGAAAAUUGAAAGAGCAUUUGAACAUAGAUUGUAUGCUAAAAGAACACUUAGGGAAUUAAAAAUUCUUAGGUUGAUGAAACAUGAGAAUGUAUAAUGAUGAAAGUGAUUUAGAUUGUUGAAUUAAAAACAUUGCUUCUUCCAAAAUCAAGAGAAGAAUUUGAAGAUGUUUAUAUGGUUACUGAAUUAUUAGAAACAGAUCUAGCUUAAGUAAUCAAAAGUGAUUAAGUAUUAACAGAUGAACAUAUUUAAUUAUUCUUAUAUUAAAUUUUAAGAGGAUUGAAAUAUUUACACACAGCAGGAAUAUUACAUAGAGAUUUGGUAUUAAUAUUUUAUAAUGUUAAUUAGAAACCAAGAAAUUUAUUAUUAAAUAGAAAUUGUGAUUUAAAAAUAUGCGAUUUUGGAUUAGGUAGAGCAAUGGCAGAUCCAUCAUCUUCAAAUAAUGCAAAUAUAAUGACAUAUUAUGUUGAAACUAGAUGGUAUAGAGCACCAGAAUUGUUAGUGAGUUUUAAGAAUUAUACUCCAGCAGUUGAUAUGUGGUCAGUUGGAUGUAUUUUAGCAGAAUUAUUAUUAAGAAAACCAUUCUUAAGAGGAGAUUCAAGUAUUUCUAUAAUAAAAUUAAUUAAGCAAAAAGAUAAGUUAAAUUAAUAUUUGAAUUAUUGGGAACACCAAACGAAGCUUAUAUUUAAUCAUUUUAAGAUGAAAAAGUUUAAAAUAAUUUGAGAAAAGUUAUAAAAGAAACAGGACCUAAAUAAGGAAUUCCAUUAGAAUAGUUAUUUAAAAAUGCUUCUAAAAAUGGUAAUAAUAUACAAUUAUUCAUGAAGCUUUGGAUUUAUUAAGGAAAUUGUUAACAUUUGAUUAUAGAUAAAGAAUUACAGUGUAACAAGCUUUAGAACAUCCUUAUUUAGCUCAAUUACAUUUUGAAGCAGAUGAACCAAGUGCUUAGCUUGUUAAUCAAUUAGAAUUCGAAUUUGAAAAGUACGAAAUGACCAGAGAAUAAAUUAAAGGUAUAUUUUAUAAAUUAUAAUUUAGAUCUACUUUAUGAGGAAAUAUUGUUAUAUCAUUUUCCAGAAUUUUAAACCUCAUAUGAAUAAAAAAAGAAGGCUGGAUAAAGUUUGAUAUCUCAUGUAGUAAAUAAUGAAAAUGCUAAAAUUGUAAAUAAGUUAUUUAAUUAAAGUUUGAUCCGACUGCCGAUGAUGAUUUAGAUAGGGAUUGAAUAUAAUAUUAU